Messenger RNA from Astyanax mexicanus (Mexican tetra), 2686 nucleotides. RefSeq names its product ring finger protein 144B (gene rnf144b). Gene Ontology annotation, molecular function: xylose isomerase activity. Bases 294 to 1883 code for a protein of 529 amino acids. NCBI's taxonomy places the organism in Eukaryota, Metazoa, Chordata, Actinopteri, Characiformes, Acestrorhamphidae. The transcript has 17 exons. Gene Ontology annotation, biological process: carbohydrate metabolic process. The record is from RefSeq and is a predicted model, not a curated record.
AUGACAAAAGGCUCACUCGGAGGAGAAGGCGGCGGGAGACGGAGGAUCUGUAGCCGCGGAAGGCUUAGGUAGACCGGGCGGAGCUCGCUGCGUUUACCGGGGGUCUGGAGGGUUCCCCCGUGUUUCCUCACACGUGUUUCGGCUUAGGUGGAAAUCACUGCGGGUCUCUCAGCGUCUUCCAGCAGCAGCUGUGCACCGAAUCAUGGAGGACAUCACUCCCUCACCUCUCAGAUUAAGGGGCUGAACUGAAGCCCCCGAAGGCAGACAGGCCACAGGCCCUCUCCAUCGCCACCAUGGAGGACGGCUCUGACUCCCCCGUCCAGACAGAAGAUGCUGCAGUGCAUUGCAAACUGUGUCUGAGUGACUGUCCUGCGCCAGAGACCAGCAGACUGCACUCCUGCGGCUGCGUGUUCUGCACUCAGUGCUUGCGUCAGUAUGUGCAGCUAGCCAUACACGGCGGGGCUGGCGCUCCCAUUACCUGCCCUGACCUGGCAUGCAAACACCCAGGACCUCUUCUGGACUCUGAGGUUGCCUCUUUCGCCCCGAGUGAUGAAGUCGAGCUUUACCGGCGGCUCAAAUUUGAAAGAGGCAUUUCCAAGAUCUCCUAUGUAGCAGAUGCCAGUGCUGAGGAGGUGCUGUGUUUUAAACACUACGAUGCCACACAGGUCUUGCUGGGCAGAACAAUGGAGGACUGGCUCAGGUUCUCGGUGUGUUACUGGCAUUCCUUCUGUGGAACUGGUGCAGACCCGUUUGGGUCUCCCACUCUCUGCAGGCCAUGGAACGAGGGGGACAGCGACAUGGAGAUAGCAAAGAAGCGACUCAGCGCAGCCUUCGAGUUCUUCACUAAACUUGGAGUGAAAUACUACACAUUUCAUGACAGGGACAUGGCCCCCGAGGGCCGCACUCUGGAAGAAUCCAAUAAAAACCUGGAUGAGAUUUCAGACUUGGCUUUGCAGCUCCAGAAGAAGACUGGGGUUAAAGUGCUUUGGAUCACCUGCAACCUGUUUGCUCAUCCCAGGUAUAUGAACGGAGCCUCCACUAACCCAGACUGCCAUGUUUUGGCCUAUGCUGGAGCUCAGGUGAAAAAGGGUCUCGACAUAGCCAAGAAGCUGGGGGCCGAAAACUUUGUGUUCUGGGGGGGCCGGGAGGGCUUUCUCUCCAUCCUCAACACAGACGUAGCGGCUGAACUGAAGCACAUGGCCAACUUCUUUAAAAUGGCAGUGGCUUAUAAAGAAAAGAUUGGCUUGAAAUGCCAGUUCCUCAUUGAGCCAAAGCCGAAGGAACCGUGCAAGCACCAGUACGACUACGAUGCGAUGAGUGUUAUCGGCUUUUUGAAGCACUUUGGAUUGGACAAAGACUUCAAGCUUAAUAUUGAGCCCAACCACACAACCCUGGCUGGACAUUCCUAUGAGCACGACAUCAUCAUGGCCUCUGUGUUUGGUAUGCUGGGCUCUGUGGACUCAAACACUGGGUCUCCUGAUCUGGGCUGGGACACAGAUCAGUUCCCCAUGGACAUCCGCAACACAACCCUAGUGAUGAAGGCUGUAAUCGAGCAGGGAGGCUUACAGCCCGGAGGUUUGAAUUUCGAUGCCAAGGUUCGAAGAGAGUCGACUGACCUGGAGGAUUUGUUCAUCGCUCACAUUGCUGCCAUGGAUGCUUUCGCUCGGGGUCUCAAAAAUGCAGUCAAGAUUAUUGAGGACGGAGUCAUGCAAAAAAUGCUACAGGAGCGUUAUGUAAGCUUCAGCUGCGGGAUUGGUCAGAAGGUGGAAGAGGGCGGUGCGACACUGGAGGACCUGGAGGAGUUCAUCAAGCAGAAUGGAGAGCCUAAAGUCACAUCAGGAAAACAGGAAAAAUAUGAAACGGUCUUUAAUCAUUACAUCUGACUCACUGAUCUGUUACAUGGAGGAGAUUUGUUCAAUCAGGGUCCAUGUCUGAAAUCCUUACUUACAUUUCAUCGCAUAUUAUUCCUCAUUUAUUCUGCAUUACACUGCAUUUAAUGUGCCAUUACUUCUGCACAUUCCAUUAAUUAUUUUUGAACAUGUUAAACUAAGCAAAUAAACAGUAAUUAUGGUAAUUAUAGUAAUUGUCAAAAAUUACGGUUUAAUUACUGUGCAGAUGUGAAUUUCUAUAGCGUAUGAUUUUGUCUUUACAAUAAAACAAUCAAACACUCGUAAUUUUGUCAGGGCUACCCAAACUUUUGGAUAAGCUGGGAAGUUGUAAAUGAAAAAAAAAAAAAAAAAAAAAAAAAAAAAAAAAAAAAUAUAUAUAUAUAUAUAUAUAUAUAUAUAUAUAUAUAUAUAUAUAUGUCUAAUGUGUUUAUAGCAAAUCUAUAUACAGUAUUGCAUAAAUGCUAAAGUGUUUUCAAAAUAAAUAAAAAAAAUAGAUUAUGUAGAUUAUAAUUUUAACAGAGAGCAAUAAUAUGAAAAGCACUAUGCAUAUACAGUUUAGAGAAAUGGACCAAUAUUGAUGUCAAUCUUGUAUAAUUAAAGCAAUAUAGCAAAUAACAAGUCUACAAUAUAUACCUGUUAAUGUAGAUAUUGAAGUUUGUCUUUCUUUUUCUUUGGCGGACAAACACAUUUUUUUUUUUACUGUUUAUUAUAUAAUUUCAUAUGUGUCCCUUUAAUUGUUUUGAUAUCUUCAAUAUUAACCUACAAUGUAGAAAAUAAAUAAAUGAUCUGGAACUGUG